UCCAAGAGCUGUCACAGAGUCACCCAGGCCGUGCUGUGCACACAGCAGCCAGAGGGCUCCAGGACCCCCUGCUCCCCCCACCAGAGGGCACCAAAAUGGAGCAGAGCUUCUGGGAACAGCUCCAUCUGGUUCUUGCCCUCCUGCUGCUGAGUCUGGGGUCUGUUAUGACUGAAGAUGUCACUUACAGCUGCUAUGGGACUCCAGGCCUGCCAGGCUGGCCAGGUCUGCCAGGCAAGGAUGGCCGGGAUGGGCUGAAGGGAGCCAAAGGAGAGCCAGGCAUCCCAGCCACGCAGGGAAUGCAAGGGCCCAAGGGCAUGAAAGGGGAACCAGGUAGUCCUGGCUUGCCUGGCAAGACUGGCCCCGUUGGUCCCCCUGGACCCCCUGGAGACCCUGGAGCAACGGGCACGCCCGGGAAGCCGGGGAUGCCAGGCAUCUACAAGCAGAACCAGCAGUCAGCAUUCUCAGUGACCAGGCAGACCAGCGUGUACCCCUUGAAGAACGUCCCCGUGGUGUUCAACCACGUCAUCACCAACACCAACCAGGACUACAACACCACCACUGGCAAGUUCACCUGCAAGCUCCCCGGCCUCUACUACUUUGUCUUCCACGCCUCACAGACAGCCAACCUCUGUGUCAUCCUGUACAAGAGCGGGAGCAAGGUGGCCAGCUUCUGUGACCACAAGACCAACAGCGUGCAGGUCAGCUCUGGUGGGACCCUCCUGCACCUGGCUGCUGGCAACCAGGUCUGGCUGGAGGUGAACGACUACAACGGCAUGGUGGGCAUUGCCAACUCUGACAGCAUCUUCUCAGGGUUCCUGCUCUUCCCAGACUAAAGGACCAGCAGAGCCCACCCCAGCACACCAACCUCUUCACCCUGCCCUGCAAAUACUGGUGCUCCUUGCCAGGCUGUUCCUGAUGCUCCAGGUUUCUCUGCUGGGUGGGAAGCCCCAGCCAGGGGGUCAGCCUCAGCCACCAGACCCAACCCCCUGGCCAGGGGGCUGAGCUCAGGAGCCACUGAACAGGGGGAACAGGCGUGUCUGGAUGCACCUGCACCCCAAGUGAUGGUGCCAAGACCCCAGGUCUUGAUGGCACCCCCACCAUGAUAACCUCACCUUCCCUUCUGCUCCCAGACCCAGAGGUCUCUUUGCCUCUGUCCCCUUCCCACCUGGACUGCACCAGGAACAGCCAGGUGCCCUGGAGCAGACUGGCACCAGCACCUUCACCAUCACCCACCUCUGGAAAGUGUCAAUAAAACUCUCCCCAGUGCA
This is a messenger RNA of Apus apus (common swift), 1268 nucleotides long. RefSeq names its product complement C1q subcomponent subunit C-like. Gene Ontology annotation, molecular function: protein binding. The record is from RefSeq and is a predicted model, not a curated record. Bases 96 to 833 code for a protein of 245 amino acids. Lineage: Eukaryota; Metazoa; Chordata; Aves; Apodiformes; Apodidae. The transcript is spliced from 3 exons.